Molecule: messenger RNA, 2837 nt
Organism: Sinocyclocheilus grahami
Lineage: Eukaryota; Metazoa; Chordata; Actinopteri; Cypriniformes; Cyprinidae
Product: engulfment and cell motility protein 2-like
Exons: 14
Coding region: 40-1638 (532 amino acids)
Biological process (GO): actin filament organization; cell motility
Source: RefSeq, a predicted model, not a curated record
UGAUGUGUGUGACAGAUCGCGGCUUACGUGAACCAGCCCAUGGUGGACGUGUCCAUUCUGCAGCGCUCACUGGCCAUCCUGGAGAGCAUGGUGCUGAACAGCCACAGCCUGUACCAGCGGGUGGCGCAGGAGACCACUGUGGCACAGCUCAUCACACACCUGCAAGUGUCCAAUCAGGAGAUCCAGACGUACGCCAUCGCCCUCAUCAACGCCCUGUUCCUCAAAACCCCAGAGGACAGACGCCAGGAGAUGGCGAGUACACUGGCUCAGAAACACCUCCGCGGCAUCAUACUCAACCAUAUCAUCCGGGGGAAUCGACCAGUCAAAGCUGAAAUGGCACAUCAGCUGUACGUGCUGCAGGUUUUGACCUUCAACCUUCUGGAAGAACGCAUGAUGACAAAAAUGGACCCGAAUGACCAGACACAAAGAGAUAUCAUCUUUGAACUCAGAAGAAUCGUGUUUGAUGGAGACAGUGAUCCCAGCGGAACAGAAAAGAGGAAAGCCAUCUACACUAAAGACUACAAGAUGCUGGGCUUCACUAAUCCUGUGAAUCCUGCCAUGGAUUUCACUCAGACACCACCGGGAAUGUUGGCACUAGACAACAUGCUUUACCUCGCCAAAGUGCAUCAGGACACAUAUAUCAGAAUUGUUCUAGAAAACAGCAGUCGAGAAGAUAAACACGAGUGUCCAUUUGGUCGCUCUGCCAUUGAGCUGACGCGCGUGCUGUGUGAUAUUCUACAGGUUGGAGAACUGCCGAAUGAAGGGUGUAACGACUUCCAUCCCAUGUUUUUUACCCACGAGCGCGCUUGGGAAGAGUUCUUCUGCGUCUGCAUACAGCUGCUCAAUAAGACGUGGAAAGAAAUGAGGGCCACUGCAGAAGAUUUCAACAAGGUGAUGACGGUGGUGCGAGAACAGAUCACUAGAGCUCUGGCCAUGAAACCGCCGUCUCUGGAGCAGCUGCGGGUCAAACUGCGCAGUCUGAGCUACGCUGAGGUCCUGCGUCUGCGUCAGUCUGAGCGAAUGAGUCAGGACGACUUCCAGUCACCCCCUAUAAUUGAGCUGCGUGAGCGGAUCCAGCCAGAGAUUCUGGAGCUGAUCAAACAGCAGCGACUCAGUCGUCUGUGUGAGGGAAGCUGCUUUCGCAAACUCGCCAACAGACGGAGACAAGAGAAGUUCUGGUUCUGCCGUCUGUCGUUGAAUCACAAGGUCCUGCACUACGGAGAUCUGGACGAGUCUACACAGGGCGAAGUGCCGUUUGAACUGCUCACCGAUACAAUUCCCGUGUCGGACAUUAAAGCGGUGCUGACAGGGAAAGACUGUCCACACAUGAAGGAGAAGAGCGCGCUCAAACAGAACAAGGAAGUGUUAGAGUUGGCGUUUUCCAUCCUCUAUGAUCCUGAUGAGGCUCUCAACUUUGUGGCAACCAACAAAUACGAGUACUGCAUCUGGACGGAUGGACUGUCUGCGCUCUUGGGGAAGGAGUUGGGCAGCGAUCUCACACGAAGUGACCUUGACACAUUAAUGAGCAUGGAAAUGAAGCUCCGCCUCCUCGACCUGGAGAACAUCACCAUCCCUGAGGCUCCUCCCCCUGUGCCCAAAGAGCCCAGCACUUACAACUUCACCUACAACUACGGAUGAGGCGUCUGUCCUCUCCAUCAGUGCUUGUGUUUUCUGUGUCGUUCACUCCUCAGAGGUGAAGUGUGUUAUUUGUCUGUCACUAAGAGACUUUCCUGCCAGUUGCAUGUUGAGAAGCGAUCAGUGACAAACAUGGGCGAAAGAGCAGAAAUGACACACUUCACCUUUAUGCUAGUGUAUGUGCCUGAACAUGAACUAGUCUUGGUUACGAGAGUCCUUUUUCGAAUGUUUGAACACAAACGGUUCUUCUGUCUUCAAGUAUUUGAUUUUAAACGGGAAAAGCAGAAACAGUAUCAUUGUGUGUUUAGACAUUGUAAGGCAUCUACUCCCAUGUGUGAUGUGAUGUUAAACGCUUAUAUGAGUAACUCGACUGAACAGUUAGUAACUCUGAACACCCCACAGAUCUGUCUGCAGAUAACUAAUAUUUACUGACGUUUGCUCUUGUCAAUAGAAAUAUAUUUUUGUACUUGAUGUGCAAGCCACUAUGUGGUACGUUGAGAACACAAAGGUUGCAUGAAACGGAGGAAGAAAGCAAGCGAGUGCAAGAAGAUGGGAGCGUUUUGUGCUGAAUUCUGACUCGUAGACUGAACGGGAUGCAACAUUCAAAAAUCACCUCUCUCUACAGUCCUGCAGAAACUGUAUGUGAUAAUAGCCAUACGAGUUUGUUGAUUUGAACAUUUAUUUCGUGAUUUCUCUAUUACAGUACUCAAAAACACAUUUAGCUGGAAUAUUUACACACGUUUAUCUUCUGUCUGUGCGUUCAUGUUUGCUUGCCAUAAUAUAAGGUUAUUCUGUGUGAAAACAGGACGAACCAAUAGAUGGAUUCCUGACAGAGGUGUGAUGAUUUGGUCAGAUUUGCUUGAUGUUACAGCUGCUAGUUUCUGAAUGUUUUAGUGGGCAGGUUUCAGUUUUUGGGUUGAAAUAUUGAACACAUUAUAAAUAUAUAGUGCCUUCAGAAAGUAUCGAUUCCCUUUUUAUUUCUCAUUGCCAAAUAGGUAAUUUUAAUAGUUUUUUCUUUUUUUCUUUGAUUUGUGAAAGUUUUGCAUUUAUUGUUCUUGACGUGUGAAAAAACAUUUAAUCUUUAAAAUGUGAUGGUGUAAUAAUACUUUCUGAAGGCAACUAUAUAUAAACUGUAUAUAUUGUACUGCCUUAUCACAGUAAUGCAAUGGAUUUGUGUGCAAUAAUAAAAUGUGUUAAAGUCA